GCCGAAACUAUGACCACAACUCUCCUUCACUCUCCUGACGCUCUGUUUAAAACUUUCUUUGAAUAUCCCAGUCGCAAUGCUCCUGUUCUUUUUCUACCUGCGCGGUCGGUCUCGGGACGCGAUCGGCCGAACCACAUGAAUCUGACUCGACGUAGUUCGACAUUCGUAUAUUAGUACUACUAUAAAAGCUAGACUACGGGCUGUCAGGAACUCAGGACUCUUGUUCGCAAACCACCAUGUCCCAACUCCCUUCUGAGCCAGAGUUUGAACAGGCGUUAUCAGAGCUGAAAACCAGCUUGGGUUCUUUCCUAAAGGCGCAUCCAACCUACCAGAAGGCACUGGAUAUCGUUCAAAUCCCCGAACGUAUCAUUCAGUUUCGCGUUGUUUGGGAAGACGACCAAGGUCAGGCUCAAGUCAACCGUGGUUUCAGAGUGCAGUACAACUCCUCUCUGGGCCCAUACAAGGGUGGUCUCCGACUUCAUCCUUCCGUGAAUCUUUCUAUCCUCAAAUUCCUCGGCUUUGAGCAGACGUUCAAGAAUGCCUUGACAGGGCUUAACAUGGGAGGCGGAAAGGGUGGAUCUGAUUUCGACCCCAAGGGUAAAUCCGAUGCAGAAAUUAGAAGGUUCUGCGUGUCAUUCAUGACGCAGCUUUCUAAGCAUAUUGGGCAGGAUGUAGAUGUUCCUGCUGGAGACAUUGGCGUUGGCGGCCGCGAGAUAGGCUACUUGUUCGGGGCAUACAGGAAGCUCAGAAACGAGUUCGCUGGUAUACUCACCGGCAAGGGCUUGCACUGGGGAGGAAGUAACAUUCGCCCGGAAGCUACCGGUUAUGGCUUGAUAUAUUUCAUUGAGCAUAUGAUCGCAAAGGCCUGCCCAGAAUACAGUCUCUCUAAGCCCUCAACCUUGGUCGCUAUCUCCGGCGCUGGGAACGUCUCGCAGUUCACGGCACUGAAAGUCAUCGAGCUCGGAGCUACUGUUGUGUCGAUGUCUGACUCCAAGGGUUCCUUGAUUGCCACUACGGACUCUGGUUUUUCCAAGGAUGUAAUUGAGAGUAUAGGUCAGUUAAAACUCAAGGGAGGUUUCUUGGACUCUUUCAAGCAAUUCACCGAUGAGGGCAAAUACACUUAUCAUCCUGGCCAACGCCCCUGGACUCUUCUUUCCAAAGUCCAUAUUGCUCUUCCCGGUGCAACUCAGAAUGAAGUCUCCGCCGCCGAAGCAGAGGCUUUGGUUAAAUCCGGUGUCAGAAUUGUAGCGGAAGGAUCCAACAUGGGAUGCACGAAAGAAGCUAUCACCAUCUUUGAAGCCUCCCGCAAGAAUGGUGGUGCGGGCGUUUGGUACGCUCCCGGAAAAGCAUCCAACUGCGGAGGUGUAGCUGUCUCCGGUCUCGAAAUGGCGCAGAACAGCCAGAGAUUGACCUGGUCUCCUGAGGAGGUGGAUACAAAGUUGAAGAAUAUCAUGAAGGAUUGUUACAAUACAUGUCUUGGUGCAGGUGAACAAUGGUCCGGUGAAGAGAAUACGGGAAACGAUGUCCUUCCCAGCUUGUUAGCAGGUGCCAACGUCGCUGGAUUCAUCAAAGUCGCGGAUGCCAUGAAGGCUCAAGGUGAUUGGUGGUAGAUCAUUAGAAAGCAAUCACCGUUUGAAGUCAGACGAAAGUCUUCUGUAGAAUCUUCUGUAUCGUUGCUGUAUUCCUAGACCUCAGUGUUAUUUGUACACUAUGUAGUAGAAGAUUAUCGUUAUGGGUGAUUUAUUGCGAGCGAAACUAAGCAGAACCGGCUAGAAGGUGGAACCAGGGAGUCUUCCCGCGGAUGUGUGCAGAUGUCAGCGC
Lentinula edodes (shiitake mushroom) is the source of this 1821-nucleotide messenger RNA. Its product is annotated as Glutamate/Leucine/Phenylalanine/Valine dehydrogenase-domain-containing protein. The record is from RefSeq and is a predicted model, not a curated record. Gene Ontology annotation, cellular component: cytosol. Gene Ontology annotation, molecular function: L-glutamate dehydrogenase (NADP+) activity. NCBI's taxonomy places the organism in Eukaryota, Fungi, Basidiomycota, Agaricomycetes, Agaricales, Omphalotaceae. Bases 237 to 1610 code for a protein of 457 amino acids. The transcript is spliced from 9 exons.